UCGGACUGGCAAACUGUGACAUGCAAACAAACAGAUGUGCUUGUCUUCAGGGAACGGGAAAUAGAGACCAGACUAUGGGUCUUAUUUAUGAAUAUCUGUGACAACUGUAAGAUUACGGUAUUGAAAGGGAAGUCGCACUGGAGGUCUAUCUUUCCUCAAUGCGACACACCUCUGAUUCUUUAGCACGGAGUAUCUGAGAAGAUAUUCUGAAAGGGAUGAAGCUCUCUCCUGUCCGUGGUUCCCCUCCAUUCGUGUCGGAUGGAUUUCCCGGUGAACAUUGCUUUGCUCAGCAGCAGCAACUACAGCGCUGGGGAAAACACUUCGGGCACAAGCCUAACGUUGGAAAUAGUCACCUUUUCCCCGGUGCUGACGAGCCUCAUCACGGAGCCAAGCCUCGCAAACGUCACGGGCGGAGGCGAUCCAGACCGAGAACACUCUCCUGUGCCAAGCAAGGAGGGGAACUCGGUCCUCCAGGGUGUCACCGUGGCUGCCCAGGCACUAGUUCUCCUGGCAAUAUUUCUCCUGUCCAGUUUAGGGAACUCUGCUGUGGUGAUAGUUAUAAUCAAACACCGCCAGCUGAGAACAGUCACCAACGCUUUCAUCAUGUCCCUCUCCCUAUCCGACUUCUUGACGGCCGUGCUUUGUUUACCCUUCUCGUUUAUGAUGCUCUUUAGUAAAGACGGAGUUUGGAUGUUUGGAGAUCGUUUCUGCGUCGCCAACGGCUUUUUUAACACGUGUUUUGGUAUUAUCUCCACCCUUACAAUGACUCUGAUAUCUUUUGACCGGUACUAUGCCAUCGUUAGGCAGCCUCAGGAGAAGAUCGGUCGUCGGAAGGCCCUCCAACUGUUAGUGGCGGUCUGGCUGACGGCUGUCAUCUUCUCCCUGCCCUGGUACCUGCUCCUGCGCACUCCCAUAGUGGUCCACAAGCGGGGCUUCUACCACUGUAUGUAUGUAUUCCACUCCGGCACCUCUCGAAUGGGAACUGGCUUCAGCAUCUCUCUGAUCGUGGUGUGUUAUCUGUUACCCUUUGCCCUCAUGUGUUUCUGCCACUACAACAUUUGUAAGACCGUCCGGCUCUCUGAGAUCAGGGUGAGGCCGGUAACCACGUACGCGUACCUCCUCCGGUUCUAUAGCGAGAUGCGAACGGCCACCACUGUGCUGAUCAUGAUCGUGUUCAUUAUCUUCUGCUGGGGUCCUUACUGCAUGAUGGGUCUGGUCACCGCCACGGGAGACUACUCCUUCAACCCUGCCAUGGACACCGUGGCCAUAUGGAUGGCCUGGGCCAAUGGCGCCAUCAACCCGCUCAUAUACGCAAUCAGGAACCCCAACAUAUCCAUGCUUCUAGGCCGCAGCCGAGAGGAAGGCUACAGGACUAGAAACAUCGCAGCCUACCUGUCCACACAGACCCAGAACAGGGACGUCAGGACCAGAGCAGACCACAUCAGAGACCGUUACGUCAGCAGGCACGGAGCCAACAGCCGCUUGUCUUCCUCCAGCCCCGCCAACGGUGGGGAGGUGGCGAUGUGGGCCUGCAAGAACCCCGCGGUGUUCUUCUGCCGGGACGGUCAGCCCGACACCGUGACCGAACCCGCGCUGCCAAAAGUGGAGACCGCGGACACCAGCCUGUGAUUACAGUUCCCGUGACGCACGGUGAAAUUCGGAGGGGACAUGUGUCUGUGCAAAACAUGAAACCGCUGCCAAACAAAACAUUGACAAACUGGAACGUGAGGGGAGUAAUUGCUAUUGACCAUAUCUAGAGGUAUAUUUUUUCUGUGAAAUGCCAAUUAACACGCAUUUGGGCACUUUUUCAGUAGGUAGCCUACAGUUGAUCAUUUUUAGCCAGCGCCAAUUGGUUCCUCUCUAUACACUGUGACAGAACGGAAUGCGUCUUUUUUCUUUCUUUUUUUAAACACACGUAGGCCUACUCAAUAAGAACAACAAUGUUCUUGGGUCUCCAAACCGAUGAAAAUCCCAUAGUUGUUUAUUUCUAAUAUGGGUCAAGGUUUUCAAAUUGUUCUACUAACAUGCCUCAUCUGUGCUACAUUAUGUCUGAACCUCCGGCACCAUGUGCCAUCCAUGUAUACCAGUUUGUGUCAGAUGAACACAGAUGAUCUACAUGACAGACAACUGUUUCAAAUAUAGCUCCGUAAAAUAAAGCAAUCCUCUUGCUCUGAUUGUGGGUACAAUGUGUUAAGGAGGUGGCCUGGACGUGAACCUACUUAGCCCUUAAGAAGGAGUCUUGAACGUCUUCUUGCUAGAUGUUUCUCCAGUCUAAUGUUUGACCCUGGGUUUCGGCUUACGAGCCAGUCUGUGUUCAUACCAUGUGGGAUACAGAAACCCAUAACGACACUAAAUGUCCUUUUUUGUUAUGUUUCGUUUCAAGAUUUCAUGUUUAUCUUUUAUGACACAAGUUCACUUGCUGCCCAUCAUGUUAGAUAGGCCUUGUACUUGCAAUCAAAUACAGACAAAGUAUUUAAUAUAAAGAAUUCCAGAGAAGCACAAUAUUUUGUAUUAGCCCUUUCCCAUUAGUUAUACUUCCCCGAUUUACAUAACGUCUGUUGAUUUGAAUGUGAUAACUUUAUUAUACUGUUUGCCAUGAAAACUUAACCGUGACUGGUCUUUUAUUUCUUUAAAUCUAAACUGGCUUGUUGAAUCACUUUUAUUUAACAAAUGAACUCAAUAAAUGUUUUAACAUAGCUUAAAUGUUUUCUAUGUAAUGUAUAUAGAGGCUUGUGCCUGAGCUAUUAGGAUGGUGACAAAGUAUACAUCUACAGUUGAUUACUUUUAAGUAAGGAAAUUGUAAUUAAUAGUAAAUGUAUUUGCUCAGAAAGAACAAACCCACAGAAAACACAUUAAGCUUCUCGUUUAGCAGUUUAACAGUUGCCAUGGUCACCAACAGUGCUCUUCAUUAAAUGCAACAUUAACAUCCAAAACCCAACACGUAAAAGCAGAGUUCAAGCAGCAGACACCCACUCGACACAUACCCUUUAUUUCUUUUAUUUCUGUCUCUCAAUAAUAGAAAGUUGAUUUAAAUAAUACAAAAGCAGUGAAGAAACAUCCCAGCUAUAUGAGAGGCUG
This is a messenger RNA of Hypomesus transpacificus, 3078 nucleotides long. Its product is annotated as G-protein coupled receptor 135. NCBI's taxonomy places the organism in Eukaryota, Metazoa, Chordata, Actinopteri, Osmeriformes, Osmeridae. Gene Ontology annotation, cellular component: membrane. The record is from RefSeq and is a predicted model, not a curated record. Gene Ontology annotation, biological process: G protein-coupled receptor signaling pathway. Gene Ontology annotation, molecular function: G protein-coupled receptor activity. The transcript has a single exon. The coding region runs from base 259 to 1629 and encodes 456 amino acids.